AUGGAGGCGGCACGGAGGCCGCGGUCGGGGCUGCGCAGCCGGAGGCCGUCCUCAGGGGGCGGCGGCCGCGGGGGGCCCCUCCCGGGGGAUGGCGGCGAGUGCGCGCGGCCGUGGGCGGAGCUGCUGCGAGCUGGGAGCGCGGAUCUGAGCCCCGACGGAGAGCUGCCGUCGCUGCCCGCCUUCCCCGGCCCGGAGCACGGCCGAGGUCCCGAGCGCACCGCGCCCCCCGAGGUGUUCACCGUGGGAGCCCGGACCUUUUCCUGGACGCCCUUCCCACAGGCCCCGAGGGGAGGCGGGGACCCAAGCCGUUCCUACCGGGUGCUGCUUGGGGCCCGGGGACGCUCGGGGUCCCCUGCCAGGUCCCCGCAGCGACGCCCCGCGCCUCAGCCCCGCGGGAUCCCUGGUCCCCAGGAGCAGCUGUGGGAGGCGACCCUGCGGAGCUGCCCCAUGUGCCAGGCCAACUUCGCCCCCAGUCUGGCCCCGCUGGACAUUGAUGGCCACCUUGCUCAGUGCCUGGCGGAAAGCACGGAAGACGUGGCGUGGUGAUGAGCCUAGCCAGUGCGGAGGCCCAGCCUCGCCCUGCUGGAACCGUGUCCUCUCCGUCAUGGAAGCCACGUGUUAAAACAUCAGUGUGGACUCCUGGUGUGGUGUGUUUGUAUCGGGACUGAAACCCGGGCUCCUCUCCCUUUUUGGCUGACGCUAAGCAGAGUGCUCUCCUGCCAUCCAGGAUGGACAGAGUCGUCACUCAGCAGAGGGACCAGGCCCAGGUGGAUGAGCUGAGACUCAUGAGCAGAACUGGCCACGUCUGCGGACAGGCGGGGGCAGCAUGUUUUCCUGCCUCCGCAGACCCCGCUCACACCGUGUUUUAAUUCCCCAGAUGAAGUGCUCAUUACUCAGUGUCGGCCACCCACGGGUGGGUGGGGACUUAAGUGCCAGGAUCGGGCCAGGCGCCAUCGCAGUGGGCAGGCCAGUGUGCCAGAACAUUCCACAUCAGCCAGGUGGUGUUGGGCUUCCGGGACCAGUGGAAAAUGGGGCACAAGAGCACCCAUAGGGUAGCUCUCCUUCCAGUGCUGACAGCCCACAGAUUCUGGAAGAGCUGGGCUUUCGUGGCACCCACCGUGGCCGCAGAGCUGUGGCAGCAGGGAGUGGGUCACGAGCCACGAAGACACCGUGGAAGAACCUAACUGCACGUGACUAAGGGAAAGACGCUAGUCUGCAGACCGCCUGCUGCAUGACCCCCUGCUGCAUGAUGCCCUGUAGAGGCUUCUGGAAAAGGCAAAACUACAGAGACAGUAAAGAGACCUGUGGU
Molecule: messenger RNA, 1309 nt
Organism: Zalophus californianus (California sea lion)
Lineage: Eukaryota; Metazoa; Chordata; Mammalia; Carnivora; Otariidae
Gene: FAAP20
Product: FA core complex associated protein 20
Exons: 4
Coding region: 1-546 (181 amino acids)
Biological process (GO): DNA damage response
Molecular function (GO): ubiquitin binding; K63-linked polyubiquitin modification-dependent protein binding
Source: RefSeq, a predicted model, not a curated record